Molecule: messenger RNA, 1071 nt
Organism: Moesziomyces antarcticus
Lineage: Eukaryota; Fungi; Basidiomycota; Ustilaginomycetes; Ustilaginales; Ustilaginaceae
Product: fatty acid elongase
Exons: 3
Coding region: 1-1071 (356 amino acids)
Biological process (GO): fatty acid elongation, monounsaturated fatty acid; sphingolipid biosynthetic process; fatty acid elongation, saturated fatty acid
Cellular component (GO): endoplasmic reticulum membrane
Molecular function (GO): fatty acid elongase activity
Source: RefSeq, a predicted model, not a curated record
AUGUCGAGGUUCAUCGGGCUCAAGUCCCAGCCCUAUCCGCUCGAUUCCACCGGCCCCGACGCCUCAGUCUGGGACACCCUGUCCGCACCAUACCCACGCUAUCCAAACAAGGACAAGCUCUUCGCCCAGCUCUUCCCGCCAGCCGUCUACAAUGCAACGCUCAGCCCCUGGCUGCCCUUUUCGUUCUCUAUCGCCUACUAUCUCGUCGCACACGCCGCCAACCACAUCGUCAAGCGCAAUGGCAGCACAGACUUUACCAAGGGAUCCUCCCUCCGCGCACGCACCCUCCGCUUCCUCAUCCUCGUCCACAACGCCGCCCUCGCCAUCUACAGCGGCUGGACAUGGGCGAUGAUGUUCCCCUACGUCGUCGACUUUUUCGUCCAAGGCUGGUCCGCUGCCGGCUUCCAGGGUGUCAAGCUCGCGCUCUGCUCCAUGCCAACCAACUGCCCGCACCUCGGCAAGUAUGCCUACAUCUUUUACCUCAGCAAGUACUACGAGGUAUUCGACUCGGUCAUCCUUCUGCUCAAGGGAAAAAAGGUCUCCAACCUUCAGUCCUACCAUCAUGCCGGCGCCAUCAUCUGCAUGUGGAUCGCCUACCGUUACCAGAGCCAACCAGUGUGGGUCUUUUGCGUGUUCAACAGCUUUGUUCACACCUGGAUGUACACCUACUACUUCUUCGCCGCAAUGCGAUGGCCCUUUCCACGUGCCGUCAAGCGCAACCUCACCACCAUGCAGAUCGCACAGAUCGCCUCCGGCACCUUCCUCACCAACCUCUAUCUCAUCACCACUCUCAACCCCGACAAAGUCGUCGCUGGAUUCAAAGCCAACAACGUCUCUUCUUGGUUCCAGCAAAACCCGGCAAAGGACGAAUCAAUCUUUGUGCACGCGCUGCUUCGAGCCGCCUCCUCCGAUCCCCACACUUGCAUGCAAACCACGGGCGCAGAGAUCGCACUCCACGUCAACACCAUGUACAUGUUCCCGCUGCUUGCCCUCUUCUUCAACUUCUUCAUGCGCUCCUACAUUCAAAAGCCCAAAUCCGCCCCCAGCUCUCAGCCAGUCAAGUCCAAGUAG